AUGGCUCUAGAAUUUCUUACUGAAGGCUUAAAUUUUAAAUGCGUCGAUGCGGAUUUGGGGAAGAUAUGCGCAGACAACUGCCAACUAAAACUUGAUAAGUGUCAAGAGAUCUGUGAUGAUCCAAACUGCACAUCUCGAUGUCAGGGACAAUGGCUCGAUUGUGUCAACGCUUGCCCUUGCUACUCAGGAUGUCCUGAUGGUUGUCAAAACUGCCCGAAUUCAAUUUGCAAUUCUCCCCUCCAUCAUUUGUUAAUCAUUGAUGGGCGAAUGUCGGAAUGGAACAAGGGAAUGCACUGGAACUCUUACACAGAGGAAAUCGACUACCGCAACUUUGACUACCAGGUCAACGAAUUCGACAUCGAGGAUUCUUGUUACGUGAUGCUCAAUGGAGAGCAUUGGCUUAUUGGUGGCUGGUUCAAUCCAAAUGGAGUCGCAAAAGUAGAGGAUUGCAAAGUCUCCCGCCAAUCUACAACUCUCGAGCUUCCAUUUCACGGGGGUAUGUUUGGAUCUUGCGCUGCUUACAACGGCAAAAUCUGGACAUGUUUCGACGGCAAAGAAGGCCGAGCGAAUCAGUGUAUGACUUUCGAUGGAGUUCGCCAAGAAAUCGUCGCUCAUGAAACGACAAGGGGUCAUGACUGGGCCGAUCUCGUCGUCUACGAGAAUGAAUUGGUCACAAUAGGCGGCUGCGAUGGCGAGGGGGAAGAGCGAGAGUGCCAUGGAUUCACGGAAAUUUACGUCGAAGAGACCGGCUGGUAUUCAAAUCUCGGAUCGAACUUUCCUGUCCACGCGCUUUCAGGCCACGCGCUCGUUUCUGAUCCUCGAGGAAUUGUGAUCAUUACCGAUACGGAAAACAACAAAACUAUCUAUCGCCUUGAUUUUAUUGACCUCCCAAGUGGCGAAUUCGUAUACAGAUGGGACACGCUUGGGAAACUUCGAGCCCCCGCUCUGAACAUUUCUGCGACAAAUCUUCUUGAAGCAGUUUUUGUUGGGUACAACAAACUUGAGCGAAUCACGACCGGACCAUUCGAACUCACCUCUUCUAUCGUCUACGAUACCGGGCUCAACUUGCGCCUUGAUCAUGCGCCAAUGCUGAUUGUCGAUGAAAACUUUUGCAAAGAAUAA
Molecule: messenger RNA, 1122 nt
Organism: Oikopleura dioica
Lineage: Eukaryota; Metazoa; Chordata; Appendicularia; Copelata; Oikopleuridae
Source: the annotation of a GenBank genome assembly